Messenger RNA from Adineta ricciae, 1941 nucleotides. The record is from the annotation of a GenBank genome assembly. NCBI's taxonomy places the organism in Eukaryota, Metazoa, Rotifera, Eurotatoria, Adinetida, Adinetidae.
AUGACUUUCGUUAUUCGCUAUAUGAAAUUCCCUUCCGCCGUUGAGCAAAAUAUUCGUCGAAUUCAAUCCCAUAGUAAACAUAAUGUGAAAUCGACUGGUUUUAAUCUCGUUAAAUUACUUGUUGAUCAUUUUUUAUACGAGAAAACAGAACUAUCAGCUAAUAUUAUAAUGUCCGAAACACCUCCGCUAAUUGUUAUUGUAUCUGGUGGUGGACCAGUUGGUCUUACAUUUUCGCUAAAUCUAGCUAUGAUGAUGGGGAAUAAGGUGAAAAUAACAAUCUAUGAAGGCCGUUGGUUCAUGGAUGAAAAUGGCAAAGUACGAUGGCGAGAUAAAGAGCAAGGCAAUCGUCGUCGAGAUCAAGUUGUGUCGCUACAAGAUCAUGUGAUUGACCAAUUACCGAAAUAUGUUCGCAAAGGUCUUUUUAAGAACAUUGAUGAACGUGUAUGGCCGAAAUCACGAAAUAUUCCUAUCCGUGAGGUAGAAGAUCGACUGUUUGAAUUAGUUCAGCCGUUUGUCGAAACUGGUCAAAUUCAAUUAGUUCCCGAACGAUUGUCGAAAGAGUUUGAUUGUAUUUGUAAAGGAUCGUUCGAUAUCUUAGUUGGCGCGGAUGGCCUGGAGUCUUUUGUUCGGAAAUAUUCGAACAUUCCGAUGAUUAGUGAAGGUACUGAAAAUGCCUGUGGUGUCGCAUUUAACAUUCCCGAAAGCGAAGAGGGCUUACAUCAAGCAUUAAACUGUAUCCUAACAACCUCUCAAACUCGGUUUUUGGUCAAUUCGUCCUUCAGCCGUAGUGGUUAUUUGAACAUUCGUUUAAUUGAAAGCGAAUUUAAAGAAUUAAAUGAAUAUAUCGAAAAAUGUAAAACUGAAAAUAAACCAUGGAAAUUACCUGAAUAUGACGAUAUGCCAACUACACCGUUGUGGACGAUCAUCCGACAAGGCCUUGAAUAUUUUAAAAUUGCACCGAAAUUUGUAACGAAUCUCGCUCCGAUUCGAAUCAAUGUUUGUUAUACAUCAGUCGUUGUUCGAGAAAUUCAUUUAUCAGAUGAAAGUGAGAAUAAGACAUCGAAAACUGCCUUAGUUUGCUUGAUGGGUGAUGCGGCUAUGGAUGUUCAUUUCUGGUCUGGACGUGGGAUGAACACAGGAAUGAAGGGUGCCAUCGGUUUAGCUCGAAAUAUCUAUCAAUCGUGCAUAUCGAAAAGUUCAUCAGGCGAAAAUGUUCUCCGUUUACGUUGUCCGUUUCUAAAAUUCUUGGAUUAUGAAGGUUUUAUGGCACGUCUUCGUGCACGUGAACUUCAAGGCCGUUCGCUGGAUGUUUUAAUCAUUCCGAUCGAUGAUUGCGUGAUAAAAUCUUACUUUCACAUUCAUUUAACCGAAUCUCAUGCGGGAUACACAAAGAAGUUAGUGGAAAAGUUGAAAAAGACUCGUGAUGCUCUCGAACAACUCCCCGAUUGGCCACAUCGAAAUCGACCGGUCACUGAUGACGAAUUAGAAGCUGUAGCGAAAAGAUUAUCACCGCUUGCUAUUGCUCAAUUAUGUCUAGCCAAUCCAGCUGUACCACGUGAGCUGAGUGAUGUAGAAAUACUCAUUGAAGAUACGUUUCCAUUCGAUACAAAAGAUUAUUCGUCUCUACCGAAAUUGACAACGAAAACUCAAACACAAACAUCGGUCAGCGAUUCAGAACCAUUGAAAAACAUCAAUGGUGAACCAGGUUCACUUAAUUCGUCAAGAAGAAGUAGUACAACAAAGAAAGUACAUUCGCAUCGUAAACCAUCGAAAAUAAUCGCUGAAAUACCAGUGUCCAACAUGCAAAUCUUACCCGAAAUCAAUCACGCGAAUGUACCUUUUCAGAAUGGAUAUCAGUAUUAUCAACAAAACGUUUCAUAUCCACCGACACCUUCACAUCGAUUUGCAACUCCAUGGGCUGACUUUUACAUCUAUCAAUAA